Molecule: messenger RNA, 546 nt
Organism: Microthlaspi erraticum
Lineage: Eukaryota; Viridiplantae; Streptophyta; Magnoliopsida; Brassicales; Brassicaceae
Source: the annotation of a GenBank genome assembly
AUGAGCCACAAUCAGCCGCAUAUGUGGCACCAGCAAAGUCUCGAUCUGUAUCCAGGUCAAAUCGACGUGUGUGAUUUGACCACGUCUUCAAGAUCCGUCAACAUAAGCUGUCAAGACUGUGGAAACCAAGCCAAGAAAGGGUGCACGCACAUGCGGUGCAGAACUUGUUGUAAGAGCCAAGGGCUCGACUGUCCUACUCACGUGAGGAGCACGUGGAUCCCCAUCGCCAAACGCCGUGAACGGCAGCAACAUAUACAGACGCCAUCCAAUGGAAAUGGCGGUGUCCGCGGAGGUGGGAAUUUACCGACUACCAUAGACUCAUCAGGGCUAGAGAUUGGAGAGACAACAUUUCCAGAAGAAGUGAGCUCAGAUGCACUUUUCCGGUGCGUUAGAAUGAGCAGUGUCGAUGACGGAGAUGGCCAAUAUGCUUACCAGACGACGGUGGGCAUUGCUGGUCACGUCUUUAAGGGAAUUUUAUAUAACCAAGGCCCAGAAACCAUGUUUAUGCCUGGUACACAAUUCUACGAGAACCCACCAAGAUCUUAA